AUGAAAGAGCUAAUCGACGGCACUCCGGUCUCCGUCGAGCUUCAUCCUACAAGAAACCAGUGUCAGUGUGUAGUUUCCUGUCGUGAGGUCGCGGAUCUCGACGAAAUCGAUAUCUGCAAAGCUCUUCAAGACCAAAAUGUGACCAAGGUUCAUCGCUUCACUAGGAAGGUCGAAGGUAAAACUGUCCCCACGCAUACGAUGGUGCUCACUAUCCGAGAUACAGUUCCCCCGAAUUACGUCUGGUUUGGCUACCUACGUGUUGCUACCAGGCCUUACUACCCUCGUCCCAUGCAGUGCUUUCUGUGUGGGAAGUUUGGUCACACCAAAGUUCGAUGCCCCAAUCAACCCAUCUGCCCAACCUGUGGCGAAAACGAAAUCCACCAAAAGUGUCCGAAUCCCGCCCACUGUGUCAACUGCCUAGGCGACCAUCCUACUAUCAACCGGGAAUGUCCCAACUUCCAACACGAACAGAACAUCAUCCGCCUACGUGUGGACCUGGGUAUUUCCCAUCCCGAUGCUGUCAAGCAGUAUCGAUCCCGCCUUAAUGCAGCCACCAACUCAAAACUCCAGCUUCGCCUCGAUAACGCCAAAUCGACAACCCCUGCCGAAGAAACCAGGAUCAAAUCACUCGAGAAGCAGAUUGCUAUCCUCCUCGAGAAAAACGCCCAACUCCAAGCCCGAAUCCUCGAGAUCGAGAAGCGAAACAGCAUCAGCGAAGACUCGGACACCACUCUAACCGACACCAACAGCGAAGCUUCGAUGGACAUCGAAGACCACUCCCCAAGCGUCAACUCUACCCCAAAGCGUGGCCGAGGCUCUGAAUCCCCCGACCAAACUUCACCAGUGAGAAAUACCAAAACCAGAAAAUCUACUCAACCCAACCCCCCGAGGUACGACACCAAAACCAGUUCUCGCACCCCCCCAGGUAUCGAUCAUAGCCGCCCCAUCCCUCCCUCAACCAAAGGGUAA
Uranotaenia lowii is the source of this 969-nucleotide messenger RNA. RefSeq lists its product as uncharacterized. Gene Ontology annotation, molecular function: zinc ion binding; nucleic acid binding. The record is from RefSeq and is a predicted model, not a curated record. The coding region runs from base 1 to 969 and encodes 322 amino acids. NCBI's taxonomy places the organism in Eukaryota, Metazoa, Arthropoda, Insecta, Diptera, Culicidae. The transcript has a single exon.